This is a messenger RNA of Schizosaccharomyces cryophilus OY26, 3642 nucleotides long. Its product is annotated as SNF2 family helicase Rhp26. Gene Ontology annotation, cellular component: nucleus. The transcript has a single exon. NCBI's taxonomy places the organism in Eukaryota, Fungi, Ascomycota, Schizosaccharomycetes, Schizosaccharomycetales, Schizosaccharomycetaceae. The record is from RefSeq and is a predicted model, not a curated record. The coding region runs from base 68 to 3043 and encodes 991 amino acids. Gene Ontology annotation, biological process: transcription-coupled nucleotide-excision repair. Gene Ontology annotation, molecular function: ATP-dependent chromatin remodeler activity; ATP binding.
GCAGCAAUCAUCAUUUAUGAUAUUGUAAUACAAUGAUCCUCUACUAGUACGGAAAAUAUACAGGAAUAUGGAAUCAAAUCAGGAAUUGACUCAAUUAGGAGUCUUCACUGUUGAUCAAGCUAGUUUGGAGCGCGAUGUGACAAAUUCAGCAGAUCAAUAUAUCGCUAGUGAGACGAGAGAGAUUGAAAAAAAAAGGUUAGAAAAGGUGCAGAAGGAGAUUGAUACCGUACAACAAAAGACUCGUCAAUUGGAAGCGCGAAUUGAUAGUCGUUUGACGCAAAUUAGCGUGAAAGGAAAUCUUCGAAAGCAACUGGAUAAAUUUCGUGCAACGCUUCAGAACUUAAAAUCUGAUGAGAAUGAUAUAAAAUUACGUAUGGAAGGUGUUGGAGAGGGUCAGCAAACUGCGUUUACUGAUCCUCAUGCUAAUGAAGAAGUCGAGCGCCAAGAAUUGAUUCGUACAGGUAAAAUUACACCUUUCGGAAAUUUUUCGGGAAUUGAGAAACGUUCGGACUUUCAUGACUACCAACCAAGUAAUCAAGUGAUACCCGAGAAACAUGAAUUUGCUGGUGACACGAAUAUCAAGGGCACUAGUGUUGAGCAAACCGAAGAGCAUGAUGAUUAUGUGCCAAAGCAAGAAGAAGAAGAAGAUUAUGCGCAAGUCGAGAAUGUGACUGAACAAACGGCUACUUCAACUGUAGACGAUGGUGAUGAUUUAGUGUAUCGUAAGCGUUUACAUUCCUGGUGUACCGAGCGCAAUCUAUUACGCGAAAAAACGAAACGAGUAAAACAAGAAGAAUCCGAGACGUCUAAUGAACAAAAUUCUACCAAUCAAUCUUCAUUAAGCGUAGAUACGGAAGAAUGGUUUAGACCACAUCCUACCAAACGCGGCCAAACUUUUGAAGGCGGUUUCACCGUGCCUGGUGACAUUCGACCUCACCUUUUUCGAUAUCAAGUUACAUGUGUACAGUGGUUAUGGGAACUUUACAGCCAAGAAGCAGGUGGUAUCAUAGGUGACGAAAUGGGAUUAGGAAAAACAAUACAAAUUGUAUCUUUUCUUUCUUCACUUCACCAUUCAAGGAUGUACGAAAAGCCAGCGUUGAUUGUUUGUCCGGCUACCUUAAUGAAACAAUGGGUAAAUGAGUUCCAUCAAUGGUGGGGUCCUUUACGUGUUGUUGUUUUGCAUGCUACAGGUAGUGGUGCUCUUGCUACCCGAGAAAAGAGACAAUAUCGAUCUCUGGAGGAAGAGGAUACUGUAGAGGAAGCUGCUAAUGUGAACCCAAAUGCUUCUAAAUCAUUUCACAGUUAUGCCAAAGCUUUGGUAGAUAGCGUGUUUACUGAAGGACAUGUAUUGAUUACAACAUAUGCUGGGUUACGUCUUUACAGCGAUUUAUUAUUACCAAGAGAAUGGGGUUAUUGCGUUUUAGAUGAGGGACAUAAGAUUCGGAAUCCAGAUUCUGAAAUGUCUGUAAAUUGUAAGCAAGUAAGAACCCCCCAUCGAAUUAUUUUAUCAGGUACCCCUAUUCAAAAUAAUUUAAUUGAACUGUGGAACUUAUUUGAUUUUGUUUUUCCCGGUCGCUUAGGAACGCUGCCUGUUUUCCAAAAUCAAUUCGCUCUUCCUAUCAAUAUUGGUGGGUAUGCAAAUGCAUCAAACGUUCAAGUACAAACUGCUUACAAGUGUGCCUGUAUGCUUCGCGACUUAAUAUCUCCAUACUUGUUACGAAGGAUGAAGCUAGAUGUAGCGGCAGACCUGCCAAAAAAAUCCGAACAAGUUUUGUUUUGCAAGCUGACUCCUCUUCAACGUAAAGCCUACCAGGAUUUCUUGAAUGGUUCGGAUAUGCAAAAAAUUUUAAAUGGCAAGCGUCAAAUGCUUUAUGGAAUUGAUAUUUUGAGGAAAAUAUGUAAUCAUCCAGAUUUGGUUGUUCGUGAAUUUUUAUCUCAAAAGAAGGACUAUCAUUAUGGAGAUCCUAAAAAGUCUGGAAAAUUGGAAGUUGUGAAUUCUCUGUUACAGCUUUGGAAGAAGCAAAAGCACCGUACAUUACUUUUUUCCCAGACACGACAAAUGCUUGAUAUUUUGGAGAACAGCAUCAAAGGUAUUCCUGAAAUUCGUUACUGCCGUAUGGAUGGAGGGACAUCAAUUGGUCUUCGACAAGGUUUAGUUGAUAAUUUCAACAAAAACGACAUUUAUGAUGUAUUUUUAUUGACAACUCGCGUUGGCGGGUUGGGUAUUAAUUUAACUGGAGCAGAUCGUGUCAUAUUAUUCGACCCAGACUGGAAUCCAUCAACGGAUGCCCAGGCUCGUGAACGAGCUUGGAGAUUGGGACAAAAAAAAGAUGUUGUGGUCUACCGUUUAAUGACUGCUGGAACAAUUGAAGAAAAGAUAUAUCAUCGUCAAAUUUUCAAACAAUUUUUGACAAAUAAGAUUUUGAAAGAUCCAAAGCAGCGACGAUUCUUUAAGAUGACCGAUCUGCAUGAUUUAUUUUCAUUAGGCAACGAUAAGGAAGAAGGUACAGAGACUGGUAACAUGUUUUUGGGAGCUGAACGAGUCUUCAAAAAGCAACCUUCAAGUCAUGAUGAAGAAAAAAGCAAAAAGCAGAGAUCUCGAGAGGAUGUUGAGGGAAAUCCUCAAAAGGACAAGAAUCGAAAGGUUUUUGAUAAAAUUGGGAUUGCUUCUAUAGAAAAGUUUAAACCACCAGAAGAUAGCGGCGUCACAAAGCCUACUUCUUCUAAAAAUACACAUGGCGAUGAAUCCGUGCUAGAUGAUAUCUUUGCAAGCGCCGGAAUUCAAAGCACGUUAAAGCAUGACGAAAUUAUGGAGGCUUCUCAACCCGAGACUUUACUUGUAGAGAAAGAAGCUUCAAAGGUGGCUAAUGAUGCUUUGCGUGCCGUUGCAAAUUCUCGACGACAACAACUUUCUGCUAAUCGGAAUAGAGCUGCUCCUCCCUCCAUGAACAGUUCUCGCCAAAAUUCGGCUUCUACUAGUUCCAAGGCUUCCGGACCAGUUAAUUCUAGUACCUUGCUGGCGCGACUCAAGCAAAGACGUUAAAUUACAGAUGUUCACCGCUUUAAUUUUGAAUUGUUUUUUUGUUUUUUAUUCUUUAGUUUUUGACUAUCUGUCUUAACGUCUGAAAAUCUGGUAAGGAUCUCUGAAGCACAGUUUUCAAUCAGAGAAAACUUUCGAAAGAAUAUUUUUACUUAGGCAACCGAAAUGAUAACUCUUAUUUAUUUUUCUAAAAAAAAUUCAACGAAUGGCUAUAUGUUUGUUUCCUUUUUGUUUUUUGUCUGAUUCAUUUUACGUUCGUUUUUAUUUAAUCUAUUUUCAUUGUCAUGGCAAUAAUGGCGAGUUUUGUUCCAUGUAUUGCUUCAUACACAAUUUAAAACUAUAUAUAUGUUGAAAUACUAAUACAAAUACGUGUCCUUGGAUAGCUAAGCUUUUCUUUCUUAGAGAACAUUAAGUCUGCUUGUUAGUGUAAACAAGUCUUUCUGCGAUGGCUUUUCUAGAAUACGAGGUAGCAUCUAUAGUGCUACUAUUGGGGGUAUUUUUUUUUUUUUUUUUUUUUUUCCUUUUUCUUUCUCCAAACAUGCUUUAUCUACCUAGUCGAAUGCAAUAUCAUUGUUCGUAUAAAUUUCUGUAUCCAAGCUUUC